This is a messenger RNA of Fusarium musae, 1305 nucleotides long. RefSeq lists its product as uncharacterized. Lineage: Eukaryota; Fungi; Ascomycota; Sordariomycetes; Hypocreales; Nectriaceae. The transcript is spliced from 4 exons. The record is from RefSeq and is a predicted model, not a curated record. Gene Ontology annotation, molecular function: oxidoreductase activity. Bases 1 to 1305 code for a protein of 434 amino acids.
AUGGCCGCUACAGCUACUAUCUCUUCUCUCCCUCCGGCAUCAGCUCCGACCUUUGGUAUCACCCCUGCUGCUUUGCCCCCACCUGGCCAACCUGAUAUAUCCUACCACCCAGAUUGGGACAAAUACCAAGCACGUGUAGCUCGCCGGGCCCAGACAGAGGAUCUCACUAAAUCCCUCCCCGAAGGCUUCCCCAAGGAGCUCAAGGGAGACCUCGUUUGGGACGGAGAGACUCUUGCCCAGAAGUAUGACUGGACGUACGUUCUUUCAGCUGCUCAACUAGAGGAGAUUAGCAAGGCCCUUACACACUUUAAAUCCCUUAACAUUUCCAAGGGCUAUAUCACACAGGAGACCUUUCCCCUCCCCACGCUACAUGACGAGUUGCGCCGCCUAUCUCGUGAAUUGCACUUCGGUCACGGCUUCUUCGUCCUCAGAGGUCUAGAUGUUGAUCGCUACACCCGCGAGGAGAAUAUCAUUAUAUACGCAGGAGUGUCUUCCCACAUUGGCUCCAUAAGGGGACGCCAGGAUGCUUACUUCCAGGGCGAGCGUGCUGAUGUCGUUAUCGGACACAUCAAGGACGUUCGCUCAGGCCUCGGCGAGUCUAGGGACAAGAGCAAGAUCAAGAUCGGAACGCCUGCCUAUACUGCUGAUAAACAGGUCUUCCAUACUGACUCAGGCGAUAUCGUUUCUCUGUUCGCUCUCUCCACAGCGGCGGAGGGAGGAGCUAGUCGUCUAGCCAGCACAUGGCGAGUGUAUAACCACAUCGCCGCCACGCGCCCAGAUCUCAUUCACACUCUGAGUGAGCGCUGGGAUGCAGAGCUCUUCACAAAGACAGUCAAUGACACUGACAAAUUUAUGAGCCGCCCAUUAAUUCAUCAUCUGCCAGCCAGUGUUGAUGGCAAGACCCCCGACAGAAUCCUUCUUCAGUAUGGGCGUCGGUACUAUGUUGGCUUCGGAGACAUUCCACGUGGCAAGCACCUGCCGCCUAUCACUGAGGCCCAGGCUGAGGCUCUCGACACCCUGCACUUUCUGGGUGAACGUUUCAGCGUUUCGACCAAUUUUGAGAAGGGUGACAUGCAGUAUGUCAACAAUGUGGCCAUUUUCCACGCCCGCGACGGUUUUACGGAUACCGAGGAUAAGCAGCGACAUUUGCUUCGGCUAUGGCUUCGUGACCCUGAAUAUGCAUGGGAGACUCCCACUGCGCUCGCCUCGAGAUGGGAGCGAGUCUACGGUGGUGUGACGCCUGAGUUACAGACAUUUCCCCUUGAGCCUCACACUCGUAGUGAAAGCACAGCGGUGACAAAAUGA